GCUCACCUCUGCCCUGGCAAGCUCAGAUGCUUUGGAGAGCCCAGCACAUGCUCUGGAUGUGUCGGGACUGAGUCACCCCAGACUGGCAGUGACCCUCGAAGCCCAGGCCUCGGCUGCCGCCCACCUGAGAAUCAGGGCUGGAGUUGCUGUGGCCUCUUGGGAUCUCAGGAACCCCAUCUUUGAGCCCUGCCCCACGGCCCCGCCCCUCCCAAGGAGGGAAAAGGCGGCUGCCGGUGGCUCGACUCAGGCACUGGGACCUGGAGCUCAGAGGACCCAGAGGACAGACGCCGCUGCUGCCACUGCAGGUGACUGGGCCAUGGACCCCCACGAGAUGGUUGUCAAGAACCCGUACGCCCACAUCAGCAUCCCCCGGGCCCAGCUGCGGCCUGACCUGGGGCAGCACCUGGAGACGGCUCCCUCCUGCUCCUCAGCCUCUGAGAUGCAGCCUCCGCCCGGGGCGCCCGGCCCCCUGCAGCCCACCUGCCUCCCACAGCCCUCCGAGGAGUGGGCUGUGGGCCUCAGGCAGGACCGGGACAUGCAGGCGGCUCCUGUCACAGGCAUCAGCCACUUUCUGCUGGGCUGGGGACGCCUCCCCAUCGGGCAGGCCGUGCACAGCCCGGGCCCCGUGGAGGCCUGGACACUGGCCGUGGGCCCAGGCUUCCUGGAGGAAGUGGCCUCGAGCAGGAAGGGGCCUGGGAGGAAGCGGGGCGCUCCCGUGGUGCUGGGCCCGCCUCCUCACUCGGCAGGGGCUGAGCUCGGGGUGCUGGGCCGUGUGGCACGAGCCCUGCCCCGGCUGGAGGAGGCCAGGACGCAGGGCAGGGAGUGA
Messenger RNA from Carlito syrichta (Philippine tarsier), 826 nucleotides. RefSeq names its product cysteine rich tail 1 (gene CYSRT1). NCBI's taxonomy places the organism in Eukaryota, Metazoa, Chordata, Mammalia, Primates, Tarsiidae. The record is from RefSeq and is a predicted model, not a curated record.